CGCCUCUCUACAUCAACGACUUAUACGAAUGCUUAAUUCAUUUGUACUUCAGACGAUAGGGCGGUAAGGAUGUCUUCUUAUAACUCCUACUGAAGUUUCCUGCUGCUUCUUUGGCAUCACUACACUUACUCCAUCAAGCCAAAUCCCUGAUUAUUUUGGGUCUUCAACUUCAUCUAUUUUCGGACUUCACUUUACCAGGCGAUUCCAUUUAAUCAAAAUGAGUAAGGAUAGCGAUGUCGUAAAAACUAUUGCCAAAGUAUAUGUUGGAGGUUUAGCUGAAAAUGUUGAGAAACAUCACCUAGAGGAAAUUUUUGAAAGGUUUGGGCUCGUCAAAACCGUUUGGAUUGCUCGAAAUCCUCUAUCAAGAGGUUAUGCCUUUGUGACUUUUUUCGAACCUAAACAUGCGGAAGAAGCGGUUAAAGGAGUGGAUGGCACUUCCUUACUGGGGUCAAAGUUGAAAGUUCAACUGUCUAAAAAUGAAAUUGUAAAAAUGGAGAGAGAUCAAAAAGACAGAGAAAAAGACCCCAGGGAUUUUCCAGAGCAAAGGAGACACCGACCGAGGGACAGAGGCAGGUACGAAGAUCGAAAACGAGGCAGAUCACGUGACAGGGAUCGGUCUCCGAUUGAGAGAAGGUAUGAUGACGACCAAGGGAUUUCACCUACAACCUUUGACCCUGGGGUCAUACAGGAAUCCCUAAUGCUCAGGGAAGCUGUUCUCAGAUCAGGUCUCUCACCAUAUUCCUUUAUCACCAACUCGCUUCUCCAAACUGCUGCUCUUCCGGGUCUUCCGUUAACUUGUGUCAAGUCGCCUGCUUUUGGAACAUCUUUGAACUAUCUCCCAUAUCCUCCCACGCUUACAGACUUGCAUCAGCAAAGUGACAUUAGUCCUCAUAUCACGGGUCAGCGUAUCCUCUUGCCGACCGCAAUCCCCCCUAAUGGCCCGCCUACUGUACCGUACACCCAUACAGUGCCGGGUUUGCAUCCAUCAUUCAUACAGUCUCCAACUGCACUUCCAACUCCACAGCAUCAAAACGGAACCAAAAGGGUGACACCGGACGUGCCGUACACUGUUUUAGGAAACGAAUCUUCGUCAGCCGGCGGAUUUACAUCAGGUGGAAAUAAACCAACUUAUCUUCAAGCGGAUUCAGAAUUACCCAAAUAGUAUAUGAAUGGGCCAUUCUGAAUACAGACUUUGCUUUUUGUAUUAACUGAAUUAUACAAAGAGACGAGAAUUCAAUAUUUAAAGUUAUGCUGCAUUAAAAAAACUAAUUUAAAAGUAUCUUCCUUAACGCCUAAAUCAAUAAAUUACAGAACAAUAAUUGCUUUGUUGAAAUUAUUUAUUUUUGUGCUUUGCGCUACCGAAUACUUCUUCGACCCCAUCGUCAGCUUGCCUUCAAUUUCAACUUGACCAAUUCAGUAAUCGGAUUAGAUUUGAACAAAGUCGAAACAGCUUGAUCUAUUCAAUCAAUCGAUUUAAC
Messenger RNA from Saccostrea cuccullata (small rock oyster), 1478 nucleotides. RefSeq lists its product as uncharacterized. Gene Ontology annotation, molecular function: RNA binding. Gene Ontology annotation, cellular component: ASAP complex; cytoplasm; nucleoplasm. Gene Ontology annotation, biological process: mRNA splicing, via spliceosome. Lineage: Eukaryota; Metazoa; Mollusca; Bivalvia; Ostreida; Ostreidae. The record is from RefSeq and is a predicted model, not a curated record. The transcript has 2 exons. The coding region runs from base 218 to 1162 and encodes 314 amino acids.